Messenger RNA from Oppiella nova, 1456 nucleotides. NCBI's taxonomy places the organism in Eukaryota, Metazoa, Arthropoda, Arachnida, Sarcoptiformes, Oppiidae. The record is from the annotation of a GenBank genome assembly.
GAAUGUCUCAGACUAUGGGGGAGUCAAAGACUUGAGGAUUCCUACGAAAAAGAUAUGGAUUCCCGAUAUAUUAAUGUAUAACAGUGCCGAUGAGAAGUUUGACAGUAAAUUUCCAACCAACGUAGUGGUUAACAAUAACGGGACGUGUCUGUUCGUGCCACCAGGGGUAUUUAAGAGCACCUGUCAGAUAGACAUUACUUGGUUUCCAUUUGAUGACCAGAGAUGUAAAAUGAAAUUCGGCAGUUGGACAUACGACGGCUUCUCAUUAGAUCUGCAGCUGUCCGGCGAAGAGGGCAAAGAAGAGGGCGGAGAUCUGACACCUUUCCUGCCAAACGGCGAGUGGGUAUUAGUCGGUGCACCUGCCAAGAGGACCUUGUUGUAUUACGACUGCUGUCCGGAGCCGUACGUGGACAUCACAUUCGUCAUUCAUAUCAAACGAAGAACUCUUUAUUAUGGAUUCAAUUUAAUAAUUCCUUGCAUUAUCUUGUCGUCCAUGACUUUACUCGGAUUUUCAUUACCGCCCGAUUCUGGAGAGAAACUUCAAUUAGGAGUCACUAUACUAUUGUCGAUGACUGUAUUCUUAGUACAAUUGGGAAAGAUACUUCCUGCUACAUCCGAAUCCAUAUCAAUAAUCGCGGCAUAUUUUGCAUCAAUUAUGGUGAUGGUUGCCUUCUCGGUGGUCAUGACUGUCGUGGUCCUCAACUUCCAUCACAGGACACAUGCCACCCAUGAAAUGGGUUGUAUGAUGAGAGCAAUAAUGUUGGAGUGGUUGCCGUGGAUAUUGCGGAUGGAAAGGCAUGGCAUUAAGCCUCCCCGACGUAUCGCCGGAUCUGUUGCUCGAAAUAAAGCCAUUAAUUAUGGAGUGAAUGAAUCGAAAGCGAAAGACGACAAGGAUUUGGAAAUGUUUGCCAAAAGUAUGGCUCAAUUCGAGAAUAUAUGGACGACUGAAGACGACUGCAAAGCGAUGGACGCAACAAAUGUGGCGAUGAAUAAGAAAUGCCAAACAAAUGCCUUAACCCAUAGGACUAGCAAUCAUUGCAAUCAUAUUAGGGAUCAAAACAUUGAACACAACUUCAGUCGUAAUCGGUUCGCAGACAAUGAGGCGAUUGGCGGCGAUUACGCCAAUGAGUCGCCGCCGCCGACCACUCAUACCUUCGGCCGUCUGAGCCCAUCGAGCGCUCGGCACAAGAAAAUCAAAGAAAUCCUGUUUGAGAUGAAGUUCAUAACGAAUCGCAUGAGAAGACAGGACGACAUCAACGAACUGAUCGCCGAAUGGAAGUUCGCCGCAACGGUGUUGGACCGGCUCUGUCUCAUUGUCUUCACGCUAUUCACACUCAUCUCGACCGCCCUCUGCCUCUUCUCCGCCCCCCAACUCAUUGUCUAAUCUUCAUGUUUAACACUCAUUGCCCCAUAAUUUCAUUAAAUCUCAUUUUGUUUACCAUUUUUAUUAUCAGCU